AGGAGGAGAAGCGAGAUGGAGGUGAAGCUGGAGGUGUUUCGGAUGACACUCUACCUCACCUUCCCUGUCACUAUGUUCUGGAUUGCCAAUCAGGCUGAGUGGUUUGAGGACUAUGUCAUACAGUGCAAGAGGGAGCUGUGGCCACCUGAGAAGGAGGACCAACGUCGGGAGCUAGAAGAAUUCAAGGAGAGGAUACGGAAGCAGCGGGAGGAGAAGCUCCUUCGCGCUGCCCAGCAGAGCUCCUGAGUCCUAGCCCAUAC
Canis lupus familiaris (dog) is the source of this 260-nucleotide messenger RNA. RefSeq names its product protein PET100 homolog, mitochondrial-like. The transcript has a single exon. Gene Ontology annotation, biological process: mitochondrial respiratory chain complex IV assembly. The record is from RefSeq and is a predicted model, not a curated record. Lineage: Eukaryota; Metazoa; Chordata; Mammalia; Carnivora; Canidae. The coding region runs from base 16 to 246 and encodes 76 amino acids. Gene Ontology annotation, cellular component: mitochondrial inner membrane; mitochondrion.